AUGUUCAAAAUCAUAGUUAUAGGAACUCUACUAUUUUGUGGACUAACACAAGUUUGUUCCAAUCAAUUUGAGCCAAGUGGAUCAAGUGUGAACAAUGAGGAAUACCAAAGGCUAAUGGAGUUGCGUCCUUUUGCUGUCCAGCUCAUGCAGCAAUUUGGAAAUAUCACACAAACUGACUUGGAUUUGCGACUUGACAACCGCCUUCCCAAUCAGCAGGACCUGCUGUGUCUGGCUGACAUGGCCCAGCUGAUGAGUGGAUUAUCCUCUCGCAGCUAUUGGGCACUCAGAAUGAUUGAUUCGUGGGGAUCGAUUCCAUCUGGAAUACUCUAUGGAAAUUUCUUUGACAUGGGCAACUACGAUGAGUGCAUAAAAACCUAUAAAGCGAUAACAGAUAGUCAUAGCAUAAGAGGGAAAUACUGCUUUGCCAAGAUUUCCUUCCGUGCGACUCUGAAGAUUGCAGUUUGCUUUCCCUCCUCAUGUUCGGCAGAGUUAAUGGAUACCUUUAUAGGGCAAAUUGCAAACAGGUUACUCAAUGUGACUAUAACCAAGAAUAUUGUGGAUGAAGCAACCUGUUCAACGGCUGAAAAGGAACCCUUUGAUGCAGCCACUAUAUUAAUCAUUGUAAUACUGUCAGUUCUGGCUGCUGCUAUGAUUUUAGCCACGCUCUGCGACUAUUUCAUUUGUAGAGAUCAGAAUAAAUUGCCAAUAAUUAUUAAAGCCUUCUCCGCACGUGCCAAUUCUCGUGCUCUCUUUCGUCUCGUCGAACCCAAAUCGAAUCCCAACGUCAUCGAUUGUGUUCAUGGCAUGAGAUGCUUGUCUCUCAUCUGGGUUAUCUUCGGUCAUCAAUAUAUUGUAUCACUUAGUUCACCUAAAACUAAUUACGUGAGCCUUCUAACUUGGCUUCAAUCGUUUUUCGCAAGUUUCAUAUUACAUGGUCCCUUCUCAGUUGAUACAUUCUUCUUUUUAAGUGGCCUGUUGUUGGUAAUGAUUGCUCUACGGUCGCUCGAAAAAUCCAAAGGCCAAAUGAAUAUUCCAAUGAUGUAUCUCCAUCGCUAUCUACGGCUCACUCCUGUCUUGGCUUUAGCUAUUCCCAUGUACAUGAAGCUUCUUCCUCUAAUGAGUGAUGGUCCUGUGACUGACAGAGUUAAUUUUGGCGACUUCGACGUUUGCAAACGCACUUGGUAUUUGUCUUUACUCUAUGUUCAGAACUAUGCAACUAAAGAAAUCUGUCUUGGUCAUACUUGGUAUCUGGCUGUAGAUAUGCAACUGUAUAUUCUAUCGCCAAUUUUUCUUAUCUCGCUAUACAAGUGGGGUAAGAAAGCCGCUGGGGGAAUCUUUGUACUCAUGCUUCUACUCUCUGGCUGCCUUUUUGCCACAAUGAUGACAAAUAAGUACGGUGUCUUCUUGGACUUUGAGGGUCAACGCAAGCUCUACUAUGCCACACACGUUCAUGCAGCACCUUGGCUGAUCGGACUCCUAUUUGGCUAUUUCCUGCAUUUAAAUCGCAACAAGUCUUUCAAGCUGAUUCGCAUUUCGAUUUGGUUGGGUUGGAUAGUCAGCUUGGCCCUCUUGUUUACUUCAUUGUUUGCUCUGUAUCCAGCCGCUCAGUCGGAUGCAGCAGCUCUGACCAUAUUGGAGCAGGCCUUUUAUUAUACACUGACUCGAAUCGCGUGGCCCCUUUCCUUGUGCUGGGUAGUAUUUGCCUGUAUGAAAGGAUAUGGAGGAUUGGCUGACAGUUUCCUCUCCUCACCAUUAUGGCAACCACUCUCAAGACUUUCCUACUCUGCCUAUAUCUACCAUGUCUAUAUACAGCUGGUGAAUGAUAAACGAGUGCGAUCACCAUCGUAUUUAUCGGACUACGACAUGAUGUUGUCCUUUUGGGGAACUUUCAGCUUCACUGUGCUGAUGGCUUAUGUGAUGCACAUCAUUUUGGAAGCACCCUUGGGAGCUCUCGAAGGCAUUCUCUUGUCUCAACGUCGCCCAAAGCAAAGGACUGAAGUAUUAAAUAAGACCCAAGCUGAUACAAGUUGA
Drosophila albomicans is the source of this 2031-nucleotide messenger RNA. RefSeq names its product nose resistant to fluoxetine protein 6-like. Gene Ontology annotation, molecular function: acyltransferase activity, transferring groups other than amino-acyl groups. Lineage: Eukaryota; Metazoa; Arthropoda; Insecta; Diptera; Drosophilidae. The record is from RefSeq and is a predicted model, not a curated record. Bases 1 to 2031 code for a protein of 676 amino acids. The transcript is spliced from 9 exons.